AUGGCGGCUCCCUGUGAGGUGUCGGCGCCGGUCCCGGGCCGCCGCGGCGUCGCUGCCUUCCCGCCCGUGGCUCUGUCCCCCGAAGCGGCCCCCUUCACCCCGCUGGGGGACGGCCCGGAGCUGCACGGCCCAGAGCUGCACGGCUCGGAGCUGGACGCCGCGUCCCACGCAGAGCAGCAGUUCUCCCGCUGCGCCCGCAGGCUGGCCGGGCUGCGGGCUGAGUCCUGCCAGCUGAGGGAGGAGGUGAACCAGCUGUUCGACCAGCUGCUGGCAGAGAACUACAACAAGACCUACGACAACUGCAGCAACAUCCGGCCAGAGGAUGUGUGUAUCCUGCUGAAGCAUGCCACCUCUCUGGUUCCUCUCACUCAAGAACAUUUAGUCAUCAAAUUCUGCCAGCUAGUGCAUCAUCUCCUCAACCAACUAAAGGUAAUAAUGGACGAGCAGACGCUGCAUGUGCUGGUGAACUAUACUGCCACGGCGCUGAAACAGUGCAGUACCUGGACGCACACGGACGUGCUCCUGGCCCUCUCCACGGUGGUGUACGGGAACGGACCUCAGUGUCACCAGCUUGUCGGCGACGUAUUGGGUGAAGAGGGAGUCGUCCUGCAGUACAGUUCUCCUUCUCAGCCAAAUAUGGAGUUGCGCCGUGUUGCUCUCACCUGCAUGGCCAACAUCUGUCUCAGAAUUCCUGGUCAGCCGCCGUUGGAUGAUCAAUACAGAAGCGUUUGUUUCACAGUCUUCCUGAAAACACUGCAGUCACCCAGGCCUCCCAACACAGACGAGCUCUUUUACUGCUUGGUGGUCCAAGCAGCACUGAAGGGGCUUCAGCAUUGUUUCUCAGCUGGGAAGUGGAAGUUCGGAAGUGGAGAGGAGCUUGGAUCUGUGCUUGCUGCACUUAAGAGGUUCAUGUUCCAGGGAGCUCCAGGGAUGACUGCUGAGUGGCCAACGGUGCUUUACCCAACACCUCUUCCACAGUAUGAAGGUGUUCCUGCACCAAAACCUGCUGAACCUCCAAAAUCUUCUGAACCACCAAAAGAUGCAGCUGUUGCAGGAAAAAAUUCAGGAAAUAAAAAAAGGAAAUCCAAAGGAAAGGGUAAGAAGACAAAAACUGAGGGGAACAAAGUAGAUGAUGGAGAAGAAGAAGCGCCUGCAUCUCAGAGAGGAGGAGAAGGAGGCAAAGAGGAGGCGGAUACCUUGCCCAAAACUACAGCUUCAUUUCUUUACCCAUCCUGGAGGCUGAACAGCUCUGACUCAGAGUAUUCUGACCCAGAAGGAAACGCACAGAGUAAAUUAAGAUUAAACCACGCCCGUGUUCGUCAGGGGGCUCUGCACUGUAUGCUGGCUGCAGUAAAAGCUGUAGAGAAGAGGGCUUUGUACGGUUAUUGGUCCUCCUUCAUCCCCGACUUCCCCACCGGAGGAGCGCCGCCUCUUACUCUUCUCACAAUUAUACUGAAGGACCCCUCCCCAAAGGUGCGGCUGUGUGCUCUGCCGGUGUUGUCGGCCAUACUGGACGGCUCCCGCCAGUUCCUGGCUGUUGCUGAAGACACGGCGUCGCCCCGAACCUCUUACACGCCCUUCUCCUUUACGCUGGCGACGGCUGUGCGGGAGCUGCACCGCGGCCUCAGUCUGGCUCUGCUGGCUGAGACGUCGCCUCACACGCUCACGCAGGUCGUAAAGUGCCUGGCCUUCCUGGUGUCCAACGCUCCCUACCACCGGCUCAGACCGGGUCUGCUCAGCCAGCUCUGGAAGCACAUUCGUCCUUACGUGCGCCACAGAGAUGUGAACGUACGCGUGUCGAUCCUGACCCUGUACGGAUCUCUGGUCACAACCCAGGCUCCCCUUCCAGAGGUGCAGCUUCUGCUCAAGCAGCCGGACGACGCCGGCAGCGGAGGCAACUCCGGCUCGUUCACACCACAGGACUCGUCGUCUCUCAGCUGGAGGCACAGAAACGGCGCGGCGUCGCCUGCCCGUAAACCCGCCUCCAAGCAGAGCUCCUGCUCCCACUCGCCCCACCGCCCUCACACGCCGGUGGAGGAGGCGCGAGCGCCGCCCUGGCUGCUGCAGCUGUGUGUGUCGCUGGUGACGCAGCCCAGAGAGGAGCACUCGGACGGAGAGGGAGCCGGAGGCGGAGCUGCUCUAGAACCUCCUCCUGUCCGUUUAGAAGCUCUACAGGUCCUGUCCCAUCUGGUGCGUGGCUACUUCUCUCUAACUCAAACAAGUCUAUGUGAGAUUGGGCAAAUGUGCGCUCGCUGCCUCCGUGAGGCCGACUCCUCCAUACAGCUGCAUGCAGCAAAGCUCCUGGAGGAGUUUGGCACAGGAACAAUCUUGCAGUACAGAACUGAAAACAACAUUCCCGAGAGCUCAAGGGUUCCCAUAAGCCAAGUGGUGCAGUUUUGGACGGAGGUGUUGAGCGGGCCGCUGAACGGAGCGCUGCAGAACGAGCUCCAUCCCACGCUGCAGGCGAGUGCCUGUGACGCGCUCGCCUCCAUCCUGCCUCAGGCCUUUGCCCAGCUGCCCGACAAGACUCAGCUGAUGUGCGUCACCGUGCUGCUGGGGCUGACUUACACCGAGAGCUACGUGGUGAAGACGGCGGCUGUCAGAGCUUUGGGAGUCUACAUAUUGUUCCCGUGUUUGAGAGAGGAUGUAAUGUUUGUAGCAGAUACUGCUAACAUUAUCCUCGCUGCCCUCGAUGAUCGAUCCACCAACGUCCGAGCCAAGGCGGCCUGGUCCCUGGGGAACCUCACGGACACCCUCAUCAUCAACAUGCAAAGUGUGGGUGUGGAUUUCCAAGAAGAAUUUUCCGACAUGCUUCUGCUCAAAAUGUUGCAGGCAGCCACCCGAGCUUCAGCUGACAAAGACAGGGUGAAGUCGAAUGCUGUGCGAGCUCUCGGAAACCUGCUUCAUUUCCUGCGCCAGACUCAGAUGACCCGGUCUGUGUUCCAGCAACCUCUGGAGGAUGCAGUCCGUGCUCUGGUGAAAACGGUGCAAUCAGAAGCCACCAUGAAGGUCAGGUGGAACGCCUGUUACGCUCUGGGGAAUGCCUUCAGAAAUCCUGCCCUGCCACUCGAGUCAGCCACGUGGUCCCGCGAUGCUUUCUCUUCCCUCUGCCACGUUAUCACCUCCUGCAAGAACUUCAAAGUCCGAAUCAAGUCGGCCGCUGCCUUGGCGGUCCCUGCCCGCCGCGGUUGCUACGGCGACACGGAGCAGUUCGGCUGCGUGUGGCGCUCUCUGGCCACGGCGCUGGAGAACAGCGAGGACACCAACGACUUCUUGGAGUUCCGCUACAGCGCCAGCCUGCGGCACACGCUGGUGCAGGCGCUCCUGCACAUGCUCAGUCUGAGCCGCCCGGAGGACCUGCCCACCCUCGGGGCGUCGCUGGCCGGAGAGCAGGGCAGAGACAUCAAAGUGCAUGUGGUCAAAUAUCUGAGAGAGGAGGAGGAGGGAGGGGAGGAGGCGGACCAGGACCGGGAGAGGGAGAGGGACGGCUGCCCCCCUCAGCAGAAGCUUGGAGGUCUGCAGCAGACCUGCAUCCGCCUGAAGGAGCUGCAGGCUGAAGGGGAGGGAAGGGAGCAGGAAGAGGGAAAGGCCAUAGUGAUUAAUUUCCUGGAGGAUUUGUUAAAGACGUGUGAAGAGUCUUGAAGAUGUUGCCUUCUUCAGAUAAACUUGUGCCAUUAAACACUAUUAAGCCAAUGUGAGCCGUUCAGGCCGAAACUAGACAGUUUUCUAUUCUCACCUCCAGUGCUUGAGGAUUUCUGGCCUCAUGUUUUUCUAACCACCAAGCGGGUUUAAUAGCACGAGAGGCAGUGUCGAGGUAGGGCAGAGGGGUUUAUUAUUUCAAUAUAGUUUUGCUUUGGUUAAAACUGUGAACAUUUGUCACAGAUACCAGGGAUUCACAGUUAUUCAGAUCUUCUUCUUUCAAUGGUUUAUUUGCUCAUUCCCUUUGUGCUGCUUAUGCUUCGUGCUGAGCAGAGCUGCUAUUCUCAGUGUACCGUAUCAAGUUUAUUUAAAAGAUUUGAUCCAGAAUUGCUCUGCUCAGGCUCUCUGAAGAGGAAAAUAAUGUUGGAGAUGAUUGCUGCUUUAAAUCAUUCUUAAAUCCUUUUAAAAGGUUUACUGUUUGGUGUUGGCUGAUUAUCACGUGACUCUGUUUUCUCACUUGUAUAUUAUUUUAGUACGUUUGAUGACUGGAGCACCGAUCCUGAUGCUGAUGCAGCUAAAGGGAAGAAGCUCUUCAGUUCCCUCCAUCACAACAUUGAGCUCUGUUUUAACUAAGUCUGUUAGAAUAUAAGGGAACUAGAAGGUUGGCCUUUGUGUUUUUGACCUUGUGAGGUCUGUCCUCCACCUUCAUUAGCUGAUUGCUCCGAGGAUGGAGGGGUAUUUAAUCCAGUCAUUUGUUGGGGGAAAAAUAAUCACAUUAUUUCAGUUUCGUGCACUUUUUGCUAGAUUCAGUUUAGCUGAGCUCAACAGCGAAUCCAGCAGAUUGUUUCAGUAAGUGAUUCAGUUCAGUUUGUUCACCUAAAAGAUUUUUUUUUCCUGUCGUUUGCAAUCCAGAUACUACAGAAAUCCCUCUUCAUUAAAGUGCCAGUGAUGGCGGGGCAGCGAUGGCUGGACAUUUAUUUACUCUGACUGAAUUAAGCCCCGGAGCAAUUAGCACAUUUAAAGCCUCGAUUUUGCACGGCUCAGUAGUGGGAAAGCAGUUUUCGAUGACAUCUUUCAUGACUGAAGAUUAUAUUUUUUCAUUCUUCUAUGUUGUUAGGGGAUGCUUUAGAAACAAUUUUCCUGUAAGGAUGUGUAUUUUUCUCAGUCUCAUAAAUGUGGAUAAGUAACAUCCAUUGACCAUAUUUGUCAUAAAACAUCAUGUGACAUGAACUGUUAAAGAUAGUGUUUCUCCGUAGUCACAUGAUAUACAUUAAUGUGGAAGGUUUUAGCCUCGUUUACCCAGGGUUAAAGGUUUUAUCCAUUUUGUUGUACCAUUAUGAAUUUUUCAGACUCAAUGAAAGAAGCCAAAAUCUUGAACUUUGUUCAGCCACAAGUUAAUGAAACCACAAUGCAAUCAGCCUCAUAUUUCCAUCAAUGAACAUCGUGGCAUCAAACUGUAUUUACACGAGUAAAUGGAAUAAAAAUCAAACUGAAACCACAAAAGUAGAGUAACAAGUUCUUCAGCUCAUGUUCUGAGUGCCUUCAACAACUUAUAUUUCACACAAAACUUAAGUCACCACCUUGAAAUGAAUAAUUCUUGCUUCAUGUUAAUAUUUUAUUCGGGCUCCAAAACGAAACGGUCGUCAUAAUUUGGAGGAUUUGAUCUUGGAAAUAUGUUUUGAUCAUUUCUGUAUUUCUGGUUUAAAAGUGCUGCCAUACUCUGCAACAAAAGCAGCUUUAUCUUAUAUAUUUUAUAUAUUAUAUAAAUGCAUAUUUAAAUCUUUAUUUUAUGCUUAUAUUUUAUCUUGUACAUUGUUGGGGUUGGAGGAGGUUGCAAAUUUGGGUCAUUUUGUCAUUUUAGUUUGAGACUUGUUAUAUUUAACCUUUGUAAUGUGUGCAGUGGAGCCCUGCAAGGGAUAAAUAAAAUAUAUUUAAUUCAAAUUCUAUUCAAUUAUGAAGAGAAUGUGCCGCAUUUGAUAUUACAUUGCAUCAAGACUAAAUUACUUCUAACAAAAUGAUCAGAGGUUUUAACAGAUGAAUUUAUGAUGAUGUGACAUGUAAUUGAAUCCUGUAGCUGGUGGCCUUGUUCUUUUACCUUUUAUAUAUGUUGUGGUAGAUAUUUUUCUAUUUCAAGAAAAAAAAUUAAAAUUGUGCAUAUCCUUAUUA
This is a messenger RNA of Cololabis saira (Pacific saury), 5805 nucleotides long. RefSeq names its product HEAT repeat containing 6 (gene heatr6). The record is from RefSeq and is a predicted model, not a curated record. NCBI's taxonomy places the organism in Eukaryota, Metazoa, Chordata, Actinopteri, Beloniformes, Belonidae. Bases 1 to 3642 code for a protein of 1213 amino acids. The transcript is spliced from 20 exons.